Messenger RNA from Neurospora tetraspora, 696 nucleotides. RefSeq lists its product as uncharacterized. The transcript is spliced from 2 exons. Bases 1 to 696 code for a protein of 231 amino acids. The record is from RefSeq and is a predicted model, not a curated record. Lineage: Eukaryota; Fungi; Ascomycota; Sordariomycetes; Sordariales; Sordariaceae.
AUGAGUUCCCCAAAUUCUGUCGCUACCGCCAUUCUCGCAAACACCGGACAAUCGCGGAACGAUGGCCUCGGUAUAGAAACUCCCCUAACAUCACGGUCACUCCUCAGCGUCAGCAUCGGCAACGCAACCGAAUCCAUGGCUUCAUCCAUGAUCAGCCCUCGAACUCGAGGCCGGUGGGACCGAAGAACAAGCGACGUCGAAUCCGGCUUGCACAGUCCUACAGCAGCGCGACCACCAUCCUCAUGGCUCACUGAGACGGACGACGAAGGCUCAGUCCGCUCAGAACUCGACACCCGCCCCUUUCCAUCCUUCGGACGAAAUUCGUCAAUAGCGCCUGACUCAUCCUUCUACAGCCAAAUCGGACGGUUUCAGGGUGUCCGGAACAGCGUCUCUCUUGCCCAGCCAUGGCGAAGACGAAAAGAUUCUACGACGACGGGGUCCUACACAACGACAACCGAUAGCGAGGAGGACGAGGACGGGGACGCGUCAACCAUGCAUGGUAGCCGGCACGAACAACAUCAACAACAACAACAACAAGAACAAGAACAAGAACAAGAUGCCGCCGUCGAUCUUUUCUCCCAGCACCAGUUCAUCAUGCCCAAGCCUGACGAGACAACACCCCUAAUAGCAGCCGAUGAUGUCGAAAAUAACUUGUGUUUUGCUGGUGGUUAUGAUGAGGCCGCCUGCGUCAGGUGA